This is a messenger RNA of Electrophorus electricus (electric eel), 2414 nucleotides long. The record is from RefSeq and is a predicted model, not a curated record. NCBI's taxonomy places the organism in Eukaryota, Metazoa, Chordata, Actinopteri, Gymnotiformes, Gymnotidae.
UUACAGUUUUGUAAGCAGCAAGUGCAUUUUUUAGGACAUGACAUCACUGAACAAACGCGCAUGCUGACUAAAGACCGAGUGAAUGCCAUUUUGACUAUACCAAAGCCCAUGACGAAAAAACAACUGUUGUCCUUUUUAGGAAUGUGUUCCUAUUGUAGGACAUUCAUACCAUCCUAUGCAGAACAUGAGGGACCACUCAGAGAUAUAAUACCGACCAAAGGGUCAAAUUCCUCACAGCCGGAAUGGACGCCGGAAGCUGAGGCGGCCUUCACAACACUGAAACAGAUGUUACAAGUCAUGCCAGCGUUGGGCAUUCCAGACCCAAACAAAUAAUUUGAACAGACAGUAGACGUUAAAGGGCAAUAUAUGACAAGUGUAUUGACACAGAAACAUGGGGACAAACAAAGGCCGGUGGCCUACUUCUCAGGAAAAUUAGAUACAGUCGCAGCAGGCCUACCUUUAUGUGUAAGAGCUAUGGCAGCCGCCGAGAAGGCACUAGUGGCUUCCAGAGACAUAGUAGGCUACGCCAAGCUUACCCUAUAUGUGCCUCAUGCAGUGUCAAGAAUACUGCAAGAUCAAAAGGUGGCACAUUUGUCCACUCAGCGAUGGCUUAGAUACCACACUGCCUUAAUAGAGAUGCCAAAUGUUACUGUGAAACGAUGCACAACUCUAAACCCCUCCACUCUAUUGCCUACAGGGGAGGAGGGAGAGCCCCAUGACUGCCAACAGGUGUUAGAAAUUGCAACAUCUCCCAGAAUAGAUUUAAAGGAGGAACCAAUAUUUAAUGCGGACCUGGAAUUGUUUGUGGACGGUUCAGCUAAACGUGACUCUCAAGGCACUAAUCGAGCAGCAUAUGCUGUUGUGUCACACACAGAAGUGGUGAAAGCAGAAUCACUCCCAUCUAAUUACUCAGCGCAGGCAGCUGAACUUGCUGCACUCAUACAGGCGUGUAAACUAGCACAAGAUAAGACCGUGAACGUCUGGACCGAUUCCCGGUACGCGUGGGGAGUGGCACAUGACUUUGGGGCUAUUUGGAGACAUCGUAACUUCCUUACGAGCUCAGGAGCAAAGAUAAAGAACCAUUGCCUAGUAGCAGAACUGUUGGAAGCAAUCCAACUACCAAAGAAAGUGGCCAUCAUAAAAUGUGCAGCACACACAAAAGCAGGGGACCCUGUGUCGAGAGGAAACGCUUAUGCAGACAAAGUAGCUCAACUCACAGCCACACAACCAGUCCAUACACAAAUGGCACAAAUAGAUAAUGGAACCAGGAUAACAACCAAAGAUAUCCAAAAACAAGCUACUCCACAAGAUUAUGUGAAAUGGAAAAAAGGGGGGUGCAAACAAAUAGGCGGGAUAUGGGUACACCCAGAGAUAAACAAACCCUGUCUCCCCACGGCUUACAUGAAAGGACUAAUUGAGAUUGCUCAUGGGAGGAGUCACAUGAGCAAAGGGGGGAUAGUGGAAAGUAUAACAAAAUAUUGGUAUGCACCAGGAAUAAACACACACACCAGUAAAUUUUGUUCAGCUUUUGAAAUAGUGUUUGGACGGCCUCCCAACACGGGGGUGGGUCCGCCGGACUGGGAUACUAACCUGAUCAAUGAAUCACUUUUGCAGUACUGUGUGUCUCUGCACAAAUCUCUUUCCCAUGUGUCUAAGCAGGUGAAGGCAGUUCUUCCCGAGGUGACGGAUACUCCACUCCACACCCACCAACCAGGUGAUUGGGUGCUAAUAAAGGACUUCAGAAGGAAGCGGUGGAGAGGACCAUUCCAAGUGCUGCUGACGACUAACACCGCCGUCAAAACCGACGGACGAGCAACGUGGAUACACCACACUCAUUGCAAGAAGGCGCCAGAACGACCUGAGGACUCAUGAUGAAUUCUCUGUUUGUCACUAUCCUACUCACUACUCUCGCCCCGAUCGUGGGACGACAACUCCUAGCCGAGGAAGGUGGGGUGUGUAAGAAGAUAAAUGUAUCAUGUUGUUUUCACAUCCCAGAUUAUUAUGAUAAUAUAACAGACCUGACUACACAUAUGAAACAGGACAUCCAGGAGCCGUCCCCAGCAGACAAUUCAUGGUUCUCAUGGUUCACCUCGGCCCUGGGCCCGUGGGGACACUGGGCAAUGACGGUGCUUUUUCCUGUGCUCAUUGUCGUAUUGAUGGUUGUGUUUCCUGCCAUGUAUUAUGAAUUGUUGUGUCACCUGGGUGACUAAUCUUACUCGUGUACAGUAUCAACUGUUGCAAGAACUGCCAAAGGGGGUGGAUGAGGAUUAUGAGGAAUUUAAUGACCUCCAGGCACUAUUCAUUGAAAAUUAAAGUCUAGAUGAUGUUGAUGAUUGACAAAGAAUCAAAGGGGGGAAGUGUGAAGGAAAUAUUGUUGUGUUUCUUUCUCUAUCAUUGUAAAGCGUGAGAAAGCU